Molecule: messenger RNA, 1920 nt
Organism: Exophiala mesophila
Lineage: Eukaryota; Fungi; Ascomycota; Eurotiomycetes; Chaetothyriales; Herpotrichiellaceae
Exons: 11
Coding region: 1-1920 (639 amino acids)
Biological process (GO): transmembrane transport
Cellular component (GO): membrane
Molecular function (GO): transmembrane transporter activity
Source: RefSeq, a predicted model, not a curated record
AUGACUCUUGAACGAAAGAUGUCUACAUCCAAACAAGAAUAUGAGCUCCCGAGCUCCAAACGCAGCUCACAGCGUGUCGAAGAGUUCGAUCCUCCAGUGGAUCUCAAAGCCACUCCUCCGAUGUUUCACCAAAGCGCGGCCCCAGUCGAAGGUGACCCCACCGACGAUGGGACUCACAAGCUGAAUUUUCAGAUUAUUGCCUCAAUCAUAGUGAGAACCUCAACUGCGGCGAAGUACUUGAUUGACCUAGAGAUGCUUACAUCUAAACAACAGGCUCUUACUUUCACCUAUGAAGCUAGUCUGCUCACCUACAUCCUACCCAUCUCGGUUCUGCUCACUAUCAACGCCGACAUAGGACCUGCAUCUCAGCUUAGUUGGGUCGCUAUAUCGUCUUCACUCUCCGCCGCGGUCGUGCAGACCAUUGCGGGCCGUUGUAGUGAUAUUUUUGGUCGUCGGAACUUCUACCUUGCGGGGAAUCUUCUUGGACUAACAGGUAUAGUCAAUCCCCUGAAGACAUUGAUAGCUCGAGCGGUCGGAGGACAGGGUAUCGCCUCCGCAUUUCAGACACUGGCAUUCGCUGCUGCGUGCGAAAUUGUCCCUAAAAGGUAUCGAGGCUUAACUGUAGCUUGCAUCAAUAUCGCAGCAAUCCCAGGAUCUGCUUUUGGAGCUGUCAUCGCAUAUGCUAUGGUCGCCACAUUGUCAUGGCGCUGGACGUUCUACAUUCCGAUUAUUGCGAACGGCAUUGCCUUCAUCCUUAUCGCACUGUUCUACUUCCCACCGGAUUUCAAGAACUUGCACCCAGACGGGAAGUCUCGCUCCCAACAAGUCAAAGAGCUUGAUUAUCUAGGCCUGUUACUCUUGGGCGGGGGUCUAGCAAGUCUAUUGAUUGGAAUCUCCUUCGGAGAUAACCCACAUUCUUGGACGAGCGCACCAGUGUUGACCCCUUUGAUAAUAGGAGCUGUCACUGUAACGGUAGCAUUUCCCGCCUGGGAAAUAUACAGCCCAUGUUGGAUCACCAAAUUGUGCCCACCUGAGAUUUUCAAGGAGAUCCGAGGAUUCACCUUACCCCUUGUGGUCACUUUUGUUUCUGGAAUGAUGUUUACCGCUCUGGCAGUCCUAUGGCCCCAAGAGGUGACUCGACUUUUCACCACCACACCGAGAACGAUUGGCUGGUACAGUCUCGCGUAUAACCUCUCUGCCACAGGGAAGUCCUCUCCUAUGGGUGGCUUCGUCUGUGGCGUGCUGUUUUCCACCAUUGGCAAAGCCAAAUGGCAAUUCGUUGUGGCUACUUUUCUGCAAACAGCUUUUGUCGCUUCUAUAUCCACGGUCACGCAACACACUCCCGCACGUGCAAUCGCUCUGGUGUCUAUUGCAGCACUUAGCAUAGGUGCUUCGCAGCUAUCAGCUUUACUAAUCACGCAAUUGGGAGUUCCAGAUGAGCAUAUUGGAGUCGCUACAGGAUUGACGGCUUGCGUCCGGUCGACGGGUGGAGCCGUUGCUGUUGCAGUUUACUCGAGUGUCAUGCAGAGUUCUGUGGCGAAACACCUUGUUCCGGACGUGGCAGCGGCGGUUGUCCAAGCUGGACUACCUGUCGAAGAGGUUGAGUCUUUCAUUGUGGCUCUUACGUCAGGCUCCCUUGGAGAGUUUGCUGUCAGUGUUACUCCGGCUAUUAUUGCUGCAGGAAUCGAUGCAAUGCAGACUGUCUUUUCCAAUGCUUUCCGACAAAUCUACCUUGUCAGCAUUGCUUUUGGAUGCGUAUCCUGCUUCGCUGUGGUCUUCAUCCGAGACAUCGACCACAAACUUACAAUGCACACCGCGACUAGAUUGAGAGGAAAUUUCUUCUCCGAGCUGACGAAGGACAAAGUCAUGGUCACAGCUGCCAAUGAGAAAUCGGUCAGUGCAAGAUCGGCCGAUGUUUGA